Marmota monax (woodchuck) is the source of this 608-nucleotide messenger RNA. Its product is annotated as small proline-rich protein 2E-like. The record is from RefSeq and is a predicted model, not a curated record. The coding region runs from base 1 to 198 and encodes 65 amino acids. The transcript has a single exon. Gene Ontology annotation, cellular component: cornified envelope. NCBI's taxonomy places the organism in Eukaryota, Metazoa, Chordata, Mammalia, Rodentia, Sciuridae.
AUGUCCUAUCAACAGCAGCAACAAUGCAAAGUCCCCUGCCAGCCACCUCCCCAGGUCCCAGAGCCCUGUCCUCCCAAGGUCCCAGAGCCCUGUCCUCCCAAAGUCCCUGAGCCUUGUCCUCCACCCUGCAGCCAGCAGAAGUGCCCCCCUGUCCAGUGCCCUCCAUGCCAGCAGGACUAUCCACCAAAGUGGAAGUAGCCUCAGGGGCCAGCCCUCUCUCACCUGGACAUGCAGACACUGCCCACUGCCCACCUCCUCCAGCUUAUUUCCAGCAACUACAAGGAUCACCCUAGAAGAAGCUUCCAGUUCAGAACCAAGAAGAAAGUCAACUGGCUUUUCCUCCCCAAAUCCAUGCCUCCUUCAACCUCCUCUUCCAGGAGGCUGCAGGGUUUAGACAGGAGGGUCACCUUCUCCGACCUUUGACCCGUGGUUCAAAUAUGCCAUUAUGUUCAGCUGCGACCUCCUCCACCACCCAGCCUCCUGCUGAUCAUGUGGAUCACUGUAAGAACUCAGAACUUGCUCCUCUCUCUACCUCCUCGGGAUGCAACAACUUCAUCAAGGUUUCCUGGAGCAAGCACGACUUAAAAAAUGAUCACAAGAAACUGUUU